GUUAUCAAGUUUUCCGUCGGAGCAGCUCAUGACGGACCGAGUGACUGUCGUCAAAAACAAACUCGUGAAGCGUUGUUGAAAUAUUUGGAUCAAUUUUUUUUCCCCGUUGGAAUAGCAUAUUUGAUGAGGCUUUUUGCUUCUGGAUGGAGAUAUUCGGCAGCACCUUUGAUGACUCCGUGUUUUCAGAGGCCAGGGAGCGGGUGUGCGAGUCUCUGUCGUCUUACAACGCCAAACUGUGCGAACCACAGUGGUUUUGUGAGAGCGCCGCUCUGGAUACGGACGAUUCCUUGGAGAAGCAGAAAGUGUUCAAGUUCAGAGGUGACCUGGCUUUGAGACAAGGGAACUAUCAGAGAGCCCUGGAUGCGUACAGCAGCUGCCUGCAGUGGAUCGCGGACAACAACUUGACCAUCAGGCGCGACGUCCUGGAGGGAAUGGCUCGAUGCCGCACCAAGCUGGGACAAAGGGAGCAGGCGCUGGAGUUAGCUGAAUUGCUGAACAAAGAAGCCUCCAACACCUGCCACCUGACCAGCCUCCUGCUGCUCAAAGUCAGCAUCUACCAGCACUUUGGCUGUGUGGGGCCUCAGAGGUCCUGUCUGCAGCAGCUGUGCAGCCUGCUGCCCUUUAACCCCUGGCACUGGUUCAACCUGGGUCAGACGUGUUUACAGCUGCUGGACUGCGACUCAGACAUGGAACGUUCAUCAGAGGCUGUGAAUGGGGAGUCUGAGGAGGACCUGGAGGGGGCAGCAGAGCUCACUGAGGACCGGGUCUGGCUGAGAGCUUGCAUGUGUUUCAUCCGAACACGGCUCUUGUUGAGAAUCCUGCGCCAGCAGCAGUCCUCCUUUGUGUUGCAGCGCAGUUUAAAGACUCUCCAGAUCACAGAAGAGGCUCUGCAGCGACUAAAUCCUAAAGAAGCAACGCUGCAGGCUCUCACCGAGGUGAUGUCAGAGGACUUGAUCCCAGAGAAGAUGAGGGAGGACUACCAGGACGGGGAGAGCCUGACCUCGGUGAGCUUGCAGAGCUUCAGAGAGCGCUGGUGGAGCAACGUUUUACUGGCCGGAGCGUCACAGAUUAAUGGACCACAGGCUAAACCUUAAUGCUGCUGGAAUCGAUGUUUGCAGCCAAACUGGCAGAGGAUUUCAGAUCAUGCUGAAGAUGCUUCAAACGAAUAUUUGUUGCAAAUAUAGCAUUGUUGCAGUAUAUUUAGGUUUUUGUUUUUUUUUGGAUGACCAAGUAUUGUGUUGCCAGUAAGAGUACCUAUAAGUAUUACAUGUACAACAUAUUGUGCUCUGUGUAAACAGUUUUGUUUAUAUUUUAUUAUCCGUGUAUUUUUAUUUCUUCUUUUCUUCAAAAUUGUUAUAUGUUCUAUAAAUUAAUAAAUGUUUUUUUUUUUUUUUGCAACAUAUUUUGUCUUAAAUACUACAUUCAAGUUCUGUAUGCUUAUAGAAAAUGUCAUCAAAAAUGGUCCAAAAAAACCAGGAUUCAGAUGUUUUUGACAAACUUUGACAUUUCUCUGUGAGAGGUGCCUACAGAUGACCUUUGUAAAUAAACUGAACUGGAUUG
Molecule: messenger RNA, 1560 nt
Organism: Xiphophorus hellerii (green swordtail)
Lineage: Eukaryota; Metazoa; Chordata; Actinopteri; Cyprinodontiformes; Poeciliidae
Gene: c3h8orf76
Product: chromosome 3 C8orf76 homolog
Exons: 8
Coding region: 144-1094 (316 amino acids)
Molecular function (GO): protein binding
Source: RefSeq, a predicted model, not a curated record